AUGACUGUGACAAAACAUCCACGAGACCCUCCCCCAUUGGACGAACUCGCAACUAUCAUCCAGCAAGCACUACUAUCCAACUUCAAAACCGCAAGCGUAGCAGUCGUCAAAUGCCCUGAUCUAAAACAAGCCCCUUUCAACCUCGCUGCGUCCGGAUUAUCCGGAAAUCCCCGAAUCGCAGACAUAGGCGGACAACAAAACCUCUUCCCUCAACCAAUCCUCGAUGCAAAAUAUUCCCUUCUCUCUUUAGCACAAGACAUGGAAAUGUCACCCGGUGCAGGCUUCGUCCUCGGCGCAGGAGCCGCUCCACAUCAAGACCUCGGCCGGAACGCCGAACUAGCACCAAAUCUAGCCUGGCGGAAAGCUGGGAAUAGUUCUAGCUUUGAUGAUCCCAGUUCAUUGGUUAUUGAAAAUGGCUCGCGAAUCAUCAAAGUUGAUGAAUCUCGCGAGCCUGUAUGCGAGCAUGCCUCGACUACGAAUUGUGCUUUGAUGAUCAAUCUUUAUGGAUCGGAUGGAGAUACUGGUCUGGUACUUAAGAUUAAUGCGAAGGCGCGCAUGGGGGAGAAGAACUUUACUGAUACUAUACGCUACGGUCUACGAGAAGCGUAUGGUGAUGCCAGACCGGUUAGUCUGGGAGGUGUGUUUCUUCUUAAAUCUGGGAAGGCCAAAUUUCAUAUCAUGCCGGACUUUCCUCCGGAAGAUCAAUUGCCGUUUCGAGAUAGGGCACAGUUGGAGAGGGAAUGGUUGUCGUAUCAUGUGUUUGAUGCUCCUGUUGUUUGUUUAUCUGUGAUGCACAGUGCUGAUCCCGAGGGUUUGGGGUUGAGGAUGGAGCAUACACAUUGCUUUGAGGUAGAUGGGGAUCGCAAGGGAGGUCAUUAUCAUUAUGAUAUUCCCGAUGGGGAUGAGGAAGUUGAGUAUGAAGCUUAUUUCAAUGUUGCGUCUGUGGUUUAUAGAAUCGAUCGACCAGGGACUUGA
This is a messenger RNA of Penicillium brevicompactum, 975 nucleotides long. RefSeq lists its product as uncharacterized. NCBI's taxonomy places the organism in Eukaryota, Fungi, Ascomycota, Eurotiomycetes, Eurotiales, Aspergillaceae. The transcript has a single exon. The record is from RefSeq and is a predicted model, not a curated record. Gene Ontology annotation, molecular function: hydrolase activity, acting on ester bonds; zinc ion binding. Gene Ontology annotation, cellular component: nucleus. The coding region runs from base 1 to 975 and encodes 324 amino acids.